UGAGGCAGUGGUGUGUGCCGGGCGAGGCGUCCGGCCUCGCCUGGAAUGUGAAUCAGAAUUUGGACUAGAACCUUUCCUGAGGAUGCUGAAGCAAUACUUUCUUUGGACUGUGAGUUUCUUCUAAAGUGGAACUAAGAAGAGGACUAAUAAAUACAUUGAAUUCUAAAAAAAGCCAUGGCCCAUGGGUUGGUGAUGUUCAAAGAUGUGGCUAUAGAUGUCUCUCAGGAGGAAUGGGAAUGCCUGAACCCUACGCAGAGGAGUUUGUACAAAGAUGUGAUGUUGGAGAACUAUAGCAACUUGGUUUCACUGGGACUUUCUAUUUCUAAGCCGGCUGUGAUCUCUUCAUUAGAGCAAGGGAAGGAGCCCUGGAUGGUUGUGAGGGAAGUGACAGGAGAACAGUGCCCAGACUUGGUGUCCAGGUGUGAGGCCAAGAAGUUAUCUCCAAAAGACAUUUAUGAGACAGAGUCAUCCCAAAGGGCUAUCAUGGAAGACUUUAAAAGUCAUAAUCCUGAGAAAUCCAUUUUCAGAGAUAUUUGGGAAUGCAAUACUCAGUUUGAAAGACAACAGGAACAAGAGGGCUAUUUCAGGCAAUUUGUUAUCAACCAUGAACAUAUGCCUAUAUUUAACCAACAUUCUUUACUAACUCAGGAAUUUUAUAAUAGAGAGAAAAUCUUUGGAUGUAAAGAAUGUAGAAAAAACUUCAGUUACCAUUUAUUUUUUAGUGAUCACAGAAGAGCUCAUUCUAAAGAAAAACUGUCUGAAUGUAAGGAAUGUGGGAGAGCUUUUAUUCAUUGUUCACAACUUAAGCAACACCUGAGAAUCCAUAAUGGCGAAAAACGCUAUGAAUGUAAAGAAUGUGGGAAGGCCUUUAAUUAUGGCUCAGAACUUAUUCUGCAUCAGAGAAUUCACACUGGUGAAAAACCUUAUGAAUGUAAAGAAUGUGGGAAGGCCUUUAGGCAGCGAUCACAGCUUACUCAACAUCAGAGACUUCAUACUGGUGAAAAACCUUAUGAAUGUAAGCAAUGUGGGAAGGCUUUUAUUCGUGGCUUUCAACUUACUGAACAUCUACGACUCCAUACUGGUGAGAAACCCUAUGAAUGUAAAGAAUGUGGAAAGACUUUUAGGCAUCGCUCACACCUUACCAUACAUCAGAGAAUUCAUACUGGUGAGAAACCCUAUCAAUGUAGAGAAUGUGGAAAGGCCUUUAGCUAUCACUCAAGCUUCUCUCAUCAUCAGAAAAUUCAUUCUGGCAAAAAACCUUAUGAAUGUAGUGAAUGUGGGAAGGCAUUUUGUGAUGGCUUACAACUUACCCUGCAUCAGAGGAUUCAUACCGGUGAGAAACCCUAUGAGUGCAAGGAAUGUGGGAAGACUUUUAGACAGUGCUCACACCUCAAAAGACAUCAGAGAAUUCAUACUGGUGAGAAACCUCAUGAAUGUAUGAUAUGUGGUAAGGCCUUUAGACUUCAUUCACACCUUAUUCAACAUCAGAGAAUACAUACUGGUGAGAAGCCCUAUGAAUGUAAGGAAUGUGGAAAGACCUUUAGCUAUCAUUCAAGCUUUUCACACCAUCAGAGAAUUCAUUCUGGGAAGAAACCUUAUGACUGUGGAAAGGUUUUUAAUCAUGGCUUGCAAUUUAAUAUACAUCAGACACUUCAUACUGGUGAGAAAGCCUAUGAAUGCACUUUCUGUGGGAAAUCCUUUAGAGUGCAUGCACAACUUGCUCGACACCAGAAAAUCCAUACUGAUGAGAAACCUUACAAAUGUAUGGAAUGUGGCAAGGACUUUAGAUUCCAUUCACAGCUAACUGAACAUCAGAGAAUUCAUACUGGUGAGAAACCGUACAAAUGUAUACAAUGUGAGAAGGUCUUUAGAAUUAGUUCACAGCUUAUUGAACAUCAGCGAAUUCAUACAGGUGAGAAACCUUAUGCAUGUAAAGAAUGUGGAAAAACGUUUGGGGUAUGUAGAGAACUGGCUCGACAUCAGAGAAUUCAUACUGGAAAGAAACCCUAUGAAUGCAAGGCAUGUGGAAAAGUCUUUAGAAACAGUUCAUCCCUGACUAGACAUCAGAGAAUUCAUACUGGUGAGAAACCCUAUAAAUGUAAGGAAUGUGGGAAAGCUUUUGGAGUAGGUAGUGAACUUACUCGACAUCAGAGAAUUCACAGUGGUCAGAAACCUUAUGAAUGUAAAGAGUGUGGAAAGUUCUUUAGACUUACGUCAGCACUUAUUCAACAUCAGAGGAUUCACAGUGGUGAGAAACCUUAUGAAUGUAAGGUAUGUGGGAAGGCUUUUAGACAUAGUUCAGCCCUUACUGAACAUCAGAGAAUUCACACUGGAGAGAAACCUUAUGAAUGCAAAGCAUGUGGGAAAGCCUUUAGACAUAGUUCAUCCUUUACAAAACAUCAGAGAAUUCAUACUGGUAAGAAACCCUAUGAAUGUGAGGAAUGCGGGAAUGCCUUUAGUGUGGGUAAGCACCUUACGUGAUAUCAAAAAAAUUAUACUGGUAAGAAGUCUUUUGAAUGAAAGACAUGUACAAAAGUUUGGUUAAAAGGCUCAAAUCUCCUUCAGCAUGAUCAAAUUCAUACUAGAGAGAAACCUCAUGAAUGUAAUGAAUGUGGAAAAACCUUCAGCCUGAAGGAAAACCUCAUAGAGCAUAAGAAAAUGCAUACUGGAGAAAAAUCACAUGAAUGUACUGAAUGUGGUAAAGUAUUCUCUCGAGUCUCAUCCCUUACUCUACAUUUGAGAAGUCAUAGAGGAAAGAAACCAUAUAAAUGUAAUAAAUGUGGAAAAGCCUUCAGUCAGAAGAGAAACUUCCUUUCUCAUCAGAAACAUCAUACGGGAGAGAAACUCUACGAGUGUGGGAAAGCUUCUAUUCAGAUGUCAAGCCUCAUUAAACACCAGAGAAAUCAUACUGGAAACAAGCCCUAUGCAUGUAAGGAAUGUGGAAAAACCUUCAAUGGCAAAUCAUAUCUCACUGAGCAUGAGAAAAUCCAUACAGGAGAGAAACCAUUCGAAUGUAAUCAAUGUGGAAGAGCCUUCAGCCAGAAGCAGUACCUCAUUAAACAUCAGAAUAUCCACAGUGGAAAGAAACCCUUUAAAUGUAAUGAAUGUGGAAAAGCCUUUAGCCAGAAAGAAAACCUGAUUAUCCAUCAAAGAAUACAUACUGGAGAGAAACCUUAUGAAUGCAAGGGGUGUGGGAAAGCUUUCAUUCAGAAGUCCAGCCUCAUUAGACACCAGAGAAGUCAUACAGGAGAGAAACCCUAUAUAUGUAAAGAAUGUGGGAAAGCCUUCAGUGGCAAAUCAAAUCUCACUGAGCACGAGAAAAUUCAUAUUGGAGAGAAACCCUAUAAAUGUAAUGAAUGUGGAACAAUCUUCAGGCAGAAGCAAUACCUCAUUAAACAUCACAAUAUUCAUACAGGAGAGAAACCCUAUGAAUGUAAUAAAUGUGGAAAAGCCUUCUCUCGAAUCACAUCACUUAUUGUACAUGUGAGAAUUCAUACAGGGGAUAAACCUUAUGAAUGUAAAAUAUGUGGGAAAGCCUUCUGUCAAAGCUCAUCUCUUACUGUUCAUAUGAGAAGCCAUACGGGUGAAAAGCCCUAUGGUUGUAAUGAAUGUGGAAAAGCCUUCUCUCAGUUCUCAACUCUUGCUCUACAUAUGAGAAUCCAUACUGGAGAAAAACCUUAUCAGUGUAGUGAAUGUGGGAAAGCUUUUAGCCAGAAACAUGACUCACAGCUUACUACACAUCAAAUAAUUCAUACCAUUGAGAAGCCCUAUGAAUGUAAGGAAUGUGGAAAAGCCUUUAGACAUCCCUCAAGACUCAGUCAUCAUCAAAAAAUUCAUACUGGCAAGAAACCCUUUGAAUGUAAAGAAUGUGGGAAAACAUUUAUUUGUGGUUCAGACCUUACUCGACAUCACAGAAUUCACACUGGUGAGAAACCCUACGAAUGUAAGGAAUGUGGAAAGGCCUUUAGUAGUGGCUCAAACUUCACUCGACAUCAGAGGAUUCACACUGGUGAAAAGCCCUAUGAAUGUAAAGAAUGUGGGAAGGCCUUUAGUAGUGGCUCAAACUUUACUCAACAUCAAAGAAUUCAUACAGGGGAGAAACCCUAUGAAUGUAAGGAAUGUGGCAAUGCCUUUAGUCAGAGCUCACAACUUAUCAAACAUCAGAGAAUUCAUACAGGUGAGAAGCCCUAUGAAUGUAAGGAAUGUGAAAAGGCUUUUCGUUCUGGUUCAGAUCUUACUAGACAUCAGAGAAUUCAUACUGGUGAGAAGCCCUAUGAGUGUAAGAUAUGUGGGAAAGCCUAUUCUCAGAGUUCACAACUUAUUAGUCAUCAUAGAAUUCAUACUGGUGAGAAACCCUACGAAUAUAGAGAAUGUGGGAAGACAUUUAAUUAUGGCUCACAACUUAUUCAGCAUCAAAAUUUACAUGAGGACAUCUAUCCCUAUCGUGCAAAGCAGUGUGUGUCCUCUUAUCAAAAACGUACAUCUCUAACUCCACAUCAGAGAAUUCAUUUUGUGGAGAAACCCUAUGAAUGCAAAGAAUGUGGAAAGGCCUUUAGAGUACGCCAACAGCUUACUUUUCAUCACAGAAUUCAUACUGGUGAAAAACCCUAUGAAUGUAAGGAGUGUGGAAUGGCCUUUAGACAGACUGCACACCUUACUCGACAUCAGAGACUUCAUUCUGGUGAAAAACUCUAUGAAUGUAAAGAAUGUGGAGAAUCUUUUAUAUGUGGCCCAGACCUUAGAGUACAUCAGAAAAUUCAUAUUGGCGAAAAGCCCUAUGAAUGUAAAGAAUGCGGGAAAGCCUUCAGAGUGCGAGGACAACUUACUCUCCAUCAGAGGAUUCAUACUGGUGAGAAACCCUAUGUAUGUACAGAAUGUGGAAAGGCCUUUAGACAGUAUGCACAUCUCACUCGACAUCAGAAGCUUAAUAUUGCUGACAAACUCUAUGAAUGUAAAGAAUGUGGGAAGGCCUUUUUGUGUGGCUCUGGCCUUAGAGUACAUCACAAACUUCAUACUGGUGAGAAACCCUAUGAAUGUAAGGAAUGUGGGAAAGCUUUCAGAGUGAGACAGCAACUAACACUGCACCAGAGAAUUCAUACUGGUGAGAAACCCUAUGAAUGUAAGGAAUGUGGAAAGACCUUCAGUCGUGGUUAUCAUCUUAUUCUUCAUCACAGAAUUCAUACUGGUGAGAAACCUUAUGAAUGUAAGGAAUGUUGGAAGGCCUUUAGUCGUUACUCACAACUUAUUUCACACCAAAGUAUCCAUAUUGGUGUUAAACCUUAUGACUGCAAGGAAUGUGGGAAGGCUUUUAGAUUGCUCUCACAACUUACACAACAUCAGAGUAUUCAUAUUGGUGAGAAACCCUAUAAAUGUAAGGAAUGUGGGAAGGCCUUUAGAUUGCGCCAAAAACUUACUUUACAUCAGAGCAUUCAUACUGGUGAAAAACCCUUUGAGUGUAAGGAAUGUAGGAAGGCCUUUAGACUUAAUUCAUCCCUUAUUCAGCAUCUGAGAAUUCAUUCUGGUGAGAAACCUUAUGAAUGUAAGGAAUGUAAGAAGGCCUUUAGACAACAUUCACACCUUACCCAUCAUCUAAAAAUUCAUAAUAGAAUUCAAAAUGGAGAAAAGUUGUAUGAAUGUAAGGAAUGUAGGAAGACCUUUAUUCGCCGCUCAACACUUAGUCAACACCUGAGAAUUCAUACUGGUGAGAAACCUUAUAAAUGUAAGGAAUGCGGGCAGGCAUUUAGACAGCGUGCACACCUUAUCCGACAUCACAAACUUCAUACUGGUGAGAAGCCCUAUGAAUGUAAGGAAUGUGGGAAGGCCUUUACAGUGCUCCAAGAACUUACUCAACAUCAGAGGCUUCACACUGGUGAAAAGCCCUACGAAUGUAAGGAGUGUGGAAAAGCCUUCAGAGUGCAUCAGCAACUUGCUCGACAUCAGAGAAUUCACACUGGUGAGAAACCCUAUGAAUGUAAGGCAUGUGGGAAGACCUUUAGGCAGUGUACACAUCUUACUCGACAUCAGAGACUUCAUACUGCUGAGAAGCUCUAUGAGUGUAAGGAAUGUGGGAAAGCCUUUGUAUGUGGUCCAGACCUUAGAGUACAUCAGAAAAUUCAUUUUGGUGAGAAACCUUAUGAAUGUAAGGAAUGUGGAAAGGCUUUUAGAAUAUGCCAACAACUUACUGUCCAUCAGAGUAUUCAUACUGGUGAGAAACCCUAUGAAUGUAAGGAAUGUGGAAAGACUUUUAGACUAAGGCAGCAACUUGUUCGCCAUCAGAGAAUCCAUACUCGUGAGAAACCCUAUGAGUGUAUGGAAUGCUGGAAGACCUUUAGUAGUUACUCACAACUUAUUUCACAUCAGAGCAUUCAUAUUGGUGAGAGACCGUAUGAAUGUGAAGAGUGUGGGAAGGCCUUUAGAUUGCUCUCACAACUUACCCAACAUCAGAGUAUUCAUACCGGUGAGAAACCCUAUGAAUGUAAGGAAUGUAGAAAACCUUUUAGACUGCUCUCACAACUUACUCAGCAUCAGAGUAUUCAUACGGGUGAGAAACCUUAUGAAUGUAAGGAAUGUGGUAAGGCUUUUAGACUUUAUUCAUUCCUUACUCAACACCAGAGAAUUCAUACUGGGGAGAAACCCUACAAAUGUAAGGAAUGUAAGAAGGCCUUUAGACAACAUUCACACCUUACUCAACAUCAGAAAAUUCAUAAUGGAGAGAAACCCUGUGAAUGUAAGAUAUGUGGAAAGGCCUUUAAUCAGAACUCACAAUUUAUUCAACAUCAGAGAACUCAUUCUGCUGAAAAAAGCUACAAAUGUAAAGAGUGUGGGAAGUCCUUUAGUCGUGGCUCACUUGUUACUCGACAUCAGAGGAUUCAUACUGGUGAAAAACCCUAUGAAUGUAAGGAAUGUGGCAAGGCUUUUAGUUGUAGUUCAUAUUUUUCUCAACAUCAGAGGAUUCACACUGGUGAGAAACCCUAUGAAUGUAAGGAAUGUGGAAAAGCCUUUAAUUAUUGCUCAAACCUCAACGAUCAUCAGAGAAUUCACACUGGUGAGAAACCCUAUGAAUGUAAAGUAUGUGGAAAAGCCUUUACUAAGAGUUCACAGCUCUUUCCACAUCUGAGAAUUCAUACUGGUGAGAAACCUUAUGAAUGUAAAGAAUGUGGGAAAGCCUUUACUCAACACUCCAGGCUUAUUCAACAUCAGAGAAUACAUACUGGUGAGAAACCUUAUGAAUGUAAGGAAUGUGGGAAGGCCUUUAGUAGUGCCUCAACACUUACUAACCAUCACAGAAUUCAUGCAGGCAAGAAACUCUAUGAAUGUAAGGAAUGUGGAAAGGCCUUUAUUCAGAGCUCAGAACUUAUUCAACAUCAGAGAAUCCAUACAGAUGAAAAACCUUAUGAAUGUAAUGAAUGUGGGAAGGCCUUUAAUAAAGGUUCAAACCUUACUAGACAUCAAAGAAUUCACACUGGUGAGAAACCCUUUGACUGUAAGGAAUGCGGAAAGGCCUUUGGUAGUCGUUCUGACCUUAUUCGCCAUGAAGGAAUUCAUACUGGAGAGAAACCCUAUGAAUGUGGGGAUUGCGGGAAGGCCUUUAGAGUACGCCAACAACUUACUUUCCAUCAGAGAAUUCACACUGGCGAAAAACCCUAUGAAUGUAAAGAAUGUGGAAAAGCCUUUAGACAGUGUGCCCACCUUAGUCGACAUCAGAGAAUUCAUACUUCUGACAAACUCCUUGAAUGUAAAAAAUGUGGAAAGAUCUUUACAUGUGGUGCAGAUCUUCGAGUACAUCAGAGAACUCAUAUUGGUGAGAAGCCCUAUGAAUGUAAGGAAUGUGGGAAGGCCUUUAGAGUAAGAGGACAACUUAAUCUUCAUCAAAGGAUUCAUACUGGUGAGAAACCCUAUGAAUGUAAGGAAUGUGGGAAGACCUUUAGACAGUAUGCACACCUUACACGACAUCAGAGACUUAAUAUUGCUGAGAAGUGUUAUGAAUGUAAGGACUGUGGGCAGGCUUUUUUGUGUAGUACAGGCCUUAGAGUACAUCACAAACUUCAUACUGGUGAAAAACCCUAUGAAUGUAAGGAAUGUGGAAAGGCCUUCAGGGUGCGGCAACAACUCACUCUCCAUCAGAGAAUUCAUACUGGUGAGAAACCCUAUGAUUGUAAAGAAUGUGGAAAGACUUUUAGUCGUGGCUAUCAUCUCACUCUCCAUCAGAGAAUUCAUACUGGUGAGAAACCUUACGAAUGUAAGGAAUGUCGGAAGUUCUUCCGUCGUUACUCAGAACUUAUUUCACAUCAGGGUAUUCAUAUUGGAGAGAAACCCUAUGAUUGUAAGGAAUGUGGGAAGACCUUUAGACUGUUCUCACAACUUACCCAACAUCAGAGUAUUCAUUUUGGUGAGAAACCUUAUAAAUGUAAGGAAUGUGAGAAGACUUUUAGACUGCUAUCACAACUUACUCAACAUCAGAGUAUUCAUACUGGUGAGAAACCCUAUGACUGUAAGGAAUGUGGAAAGGCCUUUAGACUUCAUUCAUCACUUAUUCAACAUCAGAGAAUUCAUUCUGGUGAAAAACCAUACAAAUGUAAGGAAUGUAAAAAGGCAUUUAGACAACAUUCACAUCUUACUUACCAUCAGCGAAUUCAUAAUAAUGGUGAAAAGCCUUAUGAGUGUAUGGAAUGUGGGAAGGCCUUUGGUCGUAGUUCUGAUCUGAUUCAACAUCAGAAAAUUCAUACUAAUGAAAAACCUUAUCAGUGUAAGGCAUGUGGGAAAGCUUUUAUUCGUGGUUCACAGCUCACUGAACAUCAGAGAGUUCAUACAGGAGAGAAACCAUAUGAAUGUAAGAAAUGUGGAAAAGCCUUUAGUUAUUGUUCACAAUAUACUCUCCAUCAGAGAAUUCACAGUGGUGAAAAACCCUAUGAAUGCAAGGAAUGUGGGAAGUCCUUUAUUCUUGGCUCUCAACUUACUUACCAUCAGAGAAUUCAUAGUGGUGAGAAACCCUAUGAGUGUAAGGAAUGUGGAAAGGCCUUUAUUCUUGGUUCACACCUUACUUAUCAUCAAAGAGUUCAUACUGGUGAAAAGCCUUACAGAUGUAAAGAAUGUGGGAAGGCCUUUUUAUGUGCCUCCCAACUUAAUGAACAUCAGCGAAUCCAUACAGGUGAGAAACCCUAUGAAUGUAAAGAAUGUGGGAAGGCCUUUUUUCGUGGCUCACAACUUACUUACCAUUUGAGAGUUCAUACAGGUGAGAGACCCUAUAAAUGUAAAGAAUGUGGAAAAGCCUUUAUUUCUAAUUCUAAUCUUACUCAACAUCAGAGAAUUCAUACAGGUGAAAAACCCUACAAAUGUAAAGAAUGUGAGAAGGCCUUCAUUUGUGGCAAACAGCUUAGUGAACAUCAGAGAAUUCAUACAGGUGAGAAACCCUUUGAAUGUAAGGAGUGUGGAAAGGCUUUUAUUCGUGGUGCAUAUCUUACUCAACAUGAGAAAAUUCAUGGUGAGAAACAUUAUGAAUGUAAGGAAUGUGGGAAGACCUUUUUUCGUGCCACACAACUUACAUAUCACCAGAGAAUUCAUACAGGUGAGAAACCCUACAAAUGUAAGGAAUGUGACAAGGCUUUUAUUUAUGGCUCACAACUUAGUGAGCACCAGAGAAUUCAUAGAGGUGAAAAGCCCUAUGAAUGUAAGCAGUGUGGGAAGGCCUUUAUUCGUGGUUCACAUCUUACUGAACAUCUAAGAACUCAUUCUGGUGAGAAACCCUAUGAAUGUAAGGAAUGUGGGAAGGCCUUUAGUCGUGGCUCAGAACUUACUCUACAUCAAAGGAUCCAUACUGGUGAGAAACCUUAUGCAUGUGUCCAAUGUGGUAAAGACUUUAGACGUCAUUCACAACUUACUCAACAUAUGAGAAUACAUACUGAUGAGAAACUCCUUGAAUGUAAGGAAUGUGGGAAGGAUUUUAGUUUUGUAUCAGUCCUUAUUCGACAUCAGCGAAUUCAUACUGGUGAGAAACCUUAUGAAUGUAAAGAAUGUGGCAAGGCCUUUGGUAGUGGUGCAAACCUUGCUUACCAUCAAAGAAUUCAUACUGGUGAGAAACCUUAUGAAUGUAGUGAAUGUGGAAAGGCCUUUGGUAGUGGCUCAAACCUUACCCAUCAUCAGAGAAUUCAUACUGGUGAGAAACCAUAUGAAUGUAAAGAAUGCGGGAAAGCCUUUAGUUUUGGAUCAGGCCUAAUUCGACAUCAGAUAAUUCACAGUGGUGAAAAGCCCUAUGAGUGUAAGGAAUGUGGGAAGUCCUUUAGUUUUGAAUCAGCCCUUACUCGGCAUCACAGAAUUCACACAGGUGAGAAACCUUAUGAAUGUAAGGAUUGUGGAAAGGCCUUUGGCAGUGGUUCAAACCUUACUCAACAUCGAAGGAUUCAUACUGGUGAGAAACCUUAUGAAUGUAAAGCAUGUGGAAUGGCCUUUAGUAGUGGUUCAGCCCUUACUCGGCAUCAGAGAAUUCAUACUGGUGAAAAACCGUAUAUAUGUAAUGAAUGUGGGAAGGCUUUUAGUUUUGGAUCAGCCCUUACUCGACAUCAAAGAAUUCACACUGGUGAGAAGCCUUAUGUAUGUAAGGAAUGUGGGAAGGCUUUUAAUAGUGGCUCAGAUCUCACUCAACAUCAAAGAAUUCACACUGGUGAGAAACCCUAUGAGUGUAAGGAAUGUGAGAAGGCCUUUAGAAGUGGUUCAAAACUUAUCCAGCAUCAAAGAAUGCACACUGGUGAGAAGCCCUAUGAGUGUAAGGAAUGUGGGAAAGCCUUUAGUAGUGGUUCAGACCUUACUCAACAUCAGAGAAUUCAUACUGGUGAGAAACCUUAUGAAUGUAAAGAAUGUGGCAAGGCCUUUGGUAGUGGCUCAAAACUUAUCCAACACCAGCUAAUUCACACUGGUGAAAAACCCUAUGAAUGUAAAGAAUGUGGAAAGUCCUUCAGUAGUGGUUCAGCUCUCAAUCGGCACCAGAGAAUACACACUGGUGAAAAACCUUAUGAAUGUAAGAAAUGUGGGAAGAAUUUUGGUACUGGCUCAAGCCUUACUCAACAUCAGAAAAUUCAUACUGGUGAGAAACUUUAUGAAUGUAAGGAAUGUGGAAAGGCUUUUGGGAGAGGUGCAGAGAUUCAGCAACAUAAAAAAUCCUUUAUUCGCCAUCAGAGAAUUCACACUGGUGAAAAACCCUAUGAGUGUAAUGAAUGUGGAAAGGCUUUUAGUACAAGUUCAAUAUUUAGAGUACAUCAAAGGAUUCACACAGGUGAGAAACCCAAUGAAUGUAAAAAAUGUGGAAAAGCCUUUCGUCAUUCCUCAUACCUUACUCAACACCAAAGAAUUCAUACUGGUGAGAAACCUUACAAAUGUAAGUAUUGUGUUAGGGCAUUUAGUAAUGUUUCAGCCUUUAUUCGGCAUCAGAGGAUUCAUACCGGUGAGAAACCCUACAAAUGUAAGGAAUGUGGAAGAGCUUUUAGUACUGGCUCAAUACUUACAGCACAUCAGAGAAUUCACUCAGGUGAGAAACCAUAUUUAUGUAAGGAAUGUGGAAAAGCCUUUCGUCAGUCUUCAGAUCUUACUCAACAUCAGAGGAUUCAUACUGGUGAGAAACCCUACAAAUGUAAGGAAUGUGGAAGGGCCUUUCGUCGUUCAUCAGAACUUUCUCGACACAAGUUAAUUCAUGCUGAUGAGAAACUAUAUGAAUGUAAAGAAUGUGGAAAGAUCUUGAGUAGAAACUCAAUACUUAUACAACAUCAGAAAAUUCACACAGGUGAGAAAGCCUGGGAAUGUAAUGAAUGUGGGAAAGUUUUUACUUGUGCAACAUACCUGGCCCGGCAUCAGCGAAUCCAUACUGGUGAUAAACCAUAUACUUGUAACAAAUGUGGGAAAGCUUUUCUUCGUUCUUCAGACCUUAUUCUGCAUCAAAGGAUUCAUACUGGUGAGAAACCCUAUGAGUGUAAGAAAUGUGGGAAGGCUUUUGCAAGGGGUUCAAAUCUUAAUCGCCAUCAAAAAGUUCAUAAUAGUAAGAAAUAAAUUAAUUUUCCUGAGAAAUCCUAUGAAUGUGAAGCAUGCAGAAAAUACUUUAUCCAUGGCUUUCAACUGACUGAACAUCAGAAAGCUCAUUCUGAUGAAAAAUUCUAUGAAUGUAAAGAAUGUGGAAAGGCCUUUAUUCGGGGUUCAGAACUUACUUACCAUCAGAGAGUUCAUGUUGUUAAGAAACCCUAUGAAUGUAAGGAAUGUGGAAAAGCCUUUAUUUGUGCCUCACAGCUUACUUAUCAUCAAAGAAUUCAUACUGGGGAGAAACCUUAUAAAUGUAAAGAGUGUGGGAAGGCCUUUAUUCGUGGCUCUCACCUUACCCAGCAUCAAAGAAUUCAUACUGGUGAACGACCCUAUGAAUGUAAUGAAUGUGGUAAGGCCUUUUUUCGUGGCUCUCAACUUACUUACCACCAGAGAGUUCAUACUGCAGAGAAACCCUAUCAAUGUAAAGAAUGUGGAAAGGCCUUUAUUCGUGGCUCCCAACUUACUGAACAUCAGAGAAUUCAUACGGGUGAGAAACCCUAUGAAUGUAAGAAAUGUGGGAAAGCCUUUAGUUAUGGAUCACAGCUUACCCUGCAUCACAGACUUCAUACUGGUGAAAAGCCCUAUAAAUGUAAAGACUGUGAAAUGUCCUUUAUUCGUGGCUCACAACUUACCGAACAUCAGAGGAUUCAUACAGGUAAGAAACCACAUGAAUGUAAGCAGUGUGGGAGGGCUUUUAACUAUGGCUCACAGCUUAUUCGACACCAGAGGAUUCACACUGGAGAGAAACCCUAUGAAUGUCAAGAAUGUGGGAAGUCAUUUAUUCGUGGCUCACAACUUACUGAACAUCAAAAAAUUCACACUGGUGAAAAACCUUUUGAAUGUAAGGAAUGUGGGAAAGCCUUUAUUCGUGGCUCACAUCUUACUCAGCAUCAGAGGAUUCAUACUGGUGAAAAACCCUAUGAAUGUAAAGAGUGUGGGAAGGCCUUUAUUUAUAGCUCACAACUGACUCAGCAUCAGAGAAUUCAUACAGGUGAGAAUCCCUAUGAAUGUAAGCAGUGUGGGAAGAUCUUUAUUUGUGCCUCACAACUUACUCUACAUCAGAUUUCUCAUUCUGGUAAGAAGCCAUAUGAAUGUAAAGAAUGUGGUAAGGCUUUUAUUCGUGGCUCACAGCUGACUUACCAUCAGAGAGUUCAUACUGGUGAGAAGCCCUAUGAGUGUAAUGAAUGUGGGAAAGCCUUUAUUCGUGGUUCACAUCUUACUCAGCACCAGAGAAUUCAUACUGGUGAGAAACCAUACAAAUGUAAUGAAUGUGGGAAGGCCUUUAAUCGUGGCUCACAACUUACUCAACAUCAGAGAAUUCAUUCUGGUGAGAAGCCUUAUAAAUGUAACGAAUGUGGUAAGGACUUCAGACGUCAUUCACACCUCACUCAACAUCAUAAACUUCAAAUCAAGGAGAAACCCUAUAAAUGUAAGGAAUGUGGGAAGGCCUUUAGACGAGCCUCACACCUAACUCAACAUCAUAGUAUUCAUACUGGUGAAAAACCCUAUGAAUGCAAGCAGUGUGGGAAGGCCUUUAGUCGUGAUUCACAGCUUAUUCUUCAUCAGAGACUUCAUACUGGUGAGAAGCCCUAUGCCUGCAAGGAAUGCGGGAAGGCCUUUACUCAGAGCUCACAACUUAUUUUACAUCAUAGAAUUCAUACUGGUGAAAAACCGUAUAAAUGUGAAGAAUGUGGGAAAGCCUUUAUUCGUAGCUCACAACUCACCCGACAUCAAAAAGUCCACACUGGUGAGAAACCUUAUGAAUGUAAAGAAUGUGGGAAGGCCUUUACUCAGAACUCACAACUUACUCUGCACCAGAGACUUCAUACUGGUGAGAAACUUUAUGAAUGUAAAGAAUGUAGAAAGGUCUUUACUCAGCUCUCACAACUUAUUCUGCAUAAGAGAAUUCACACUGGUGAAAAACCCUACGAAUGUAAGGAAUGUGGGAAAGCUUUUAUUUGUGGCUCACAGCUUUCUCAACAUCAGAAAAUUCAUAAUGGGGAAAAGCCAUAUGAAUGUAAGGAAUGUGGAAAGGCCUUUAUUCGUGGCUCGUUACUUAUGCAACAUCAGAGGAUACAUACUGGUGAAAAACCCUAUAAAUGUGAAGAAUGUGGAAAAGCCUUUAUCCGUGGCUCACAACUUACUCAACACCAGAGAAUUCAUACCAAUGAGAAGCCCUAUGAAUGUAAAGAAUGUGGAAAGACCUUUAGUCAUGGCUCACAACUUACUCAACAUCAGAGGAUUCAUACUGGUGAGAAACCCUAUCAGUGUAAGGAAUGUGGAAAGGCUUUUAAUCGUGGCUCACUCCUUACCCGACAUCAGAGGAUUCAUACUGGUGAAAAACCCUAUGAAUGUAAAGAAUGUGGAAAGACUUUUAGUCGCGGCUCAGAACUUACUCAACAUGAAAGGAUUCAUACUGGUGAGAAACCAUACGAAUGUAAGGAAUGUGGGAAGUCUUUUAUUCGUGGCUCACAGCUUACUCAACAUCAGAGAAUUCAUACUGGUGAGAAACCGUAUGAAUGUAAAGAAUGUAGAAUGGCAUUCACUCAGAGUUCACAUCUUUCUCAACAUCAGAGACUUCAUACUGGUGAGAAACCCUAUGUAUGUAAUGAAUGUGGGAAGGCCUUUGCCCGUGGUUUACUACUUAUACAGCAUCAGAGAAUUCAUACAGGUGAGAAACCAUAUCAGUGUAAGGAAUGUGGGAAGGCCUUUAUUCGUGGUUCACAACUUACUCAACAUCAGCGAAUUCACACUGGAGAAAAGCCCUAUGAAUGCAAGGAAUGUGGGAAGGCCUUUAGUCAUGGCUCUCAACUUACUCUACAUCAGAGAAUUCAUACUGGAGAGAAGCCCUAUGAAUGCAAAGAAUGCAGAAAAGCAUUUACUCAGAGCUCACAUCUUUCUCGACAUCAAAGAAUCCAUACUGGUGAGAAACCAUAUCAAUGUAAGGAAUGUGGGAAGGCCUUUACUCGAUUCAGUCAAACUUUGGACCUCAUCAGACACCUCAGAAUUCAUACUGGAGAGAAACCCUAUGAAUGUAAAAACUGUAGAAAAGCCUUCAGCCACAAGGAAAAACUCAUUAAACAUCAUAAAACUCAUAGUAGGGAGCAGUCUUAUGAAUGUAAUGAAUGUGGGAAAGCUUUCAUUAAAAUGUCAAAUCUCAUUAGGCAUCAAAGAAUUCAUACUGGGGAGAAACCCUAUGCAUGUAAGGAAUGUGGGAAAUCCUUCAGCCAGAAAUCCAAUCUCAUUGAUCAUGAAAAAAUUCAUACUGGAGAGAAACCUUAUGAAUGUAAUGAGUGUGGGAAAGCAUUCAGUCAGAAGCAAAGCCUCACUGCACAUCAGAAAGUUCAUACUGGGGAGAAACCUUAUGCAUGUAAUGAAUGUGGUAAAGCCUUCCCUCGAAUUGCAUCCCUUGCUCUUCACAUGAGAAGUCAUACAGGAGAAAAACCUUAUAAAUGUGAUAAAUGUGGAAAAGCUUUCUCUCAAUUUUCCAUGCUUAUUAUACAUGUAAGAAUUCAUACGGGUGAGAAACCCUAUGAAUGUAAUGAAUGUGGAAAAUCCUUCUCUCAAAGUUCAGCCCUUACUGUACAUAUGAGAAGUCAUACUGGUGAAAAACCUUAUGAGUGUAAGGAAUGUAGAAAAGCCUUCAGCCACAAGAAAAACUUCAUUACACACCAGAAGAUUCAUACUAGAGAGAAACCUUAUGAAUGUAAUGAAUGUGGGAAAGCUUUCAUUCAAAUGUCAAAUCUCGUUAGACACCAGAGAAUUCACACUGGAGAAAAACCGUACAUAUGUAAGGAAUGUGGCAAAGCCUUUAGCCAGAAAUCAAAUCUCAUUGCACAUGAAAAAAUUCAUUCUGGAGAGAAACCCUAUGAAUGUAAUGAAUGUGGUAAAGCCUUCAGCCAAAAGCAAAACUUUAUUACACAUCAGAAAGUUCACACUGGAGAGAAACCUUAUGACUGUAAUGAAUGUGGUAAAGCCUUUUCUCAAAUUGCAUCCCUUACUCUUCAUCUGAGAAGCCAUACAGGUGAGAAACCCUAUGAAUGUAAUAAAUGUGGAAAAGCCUUCUCCCAAAGCUCAUCCCUUACUAUACAUAUACGAGGUCAUACAGGUGAGAAGCCCUUUGACUGUAGUAAAUGUGGAAAAGCCUUCUCUCAAAUCUCAUCUCUUACACUUCAUAUGAGAAAACAUACAGGUGAGAAGCCUUAUCAUUGUUAUGAGUGUGGUAAGGCUUUCAGCCAAAAGUCACACCUUGUUAGACACCAGAGAAUUCAUACUCAGUAG
Molecule: messenger RNA, 16341 nt
Organism: Puma concolor (puma)
Lineage: Eukaryota; Metazoa; Chordata; Mammalia; Carnivora; Felidae
Source: RefSeq, a predicted model, not a curated record